UGGGCAGACGUUUCGCAGUGCCUUCCUCCCAUGAAAACUGCCCCGUGUCCUGCUCAGCCAAACAAACCUCUCCUUUGCCUUGACUCAUUAAUGAUUGAAUCAUAUGCAAAUGAGGUUAAACGACGAUGCUGUGCUGCGCUCCAGGGAUCCCAGCGUUCUCGCCAAGGCAUGGUCCGGGAGAGCUGAUGCAGAGGCAGCUCCCAGCCCUGGGGAUGGCUGUGAACGAGACAGAUGGCUGUUUGCUGAUGAACAGAGCCCUAGAAAAGUAUUAUCUUUCCACCAUGUACAGCCUUGAGUUCAUUUUAGGCUUCACUGGAAACACCAUUGUUGUGUUUGGCUAUAUUUUCUGCCUGAAAAACUGGAAAAGUGGCAACGUCUACCUGUUCAAUUUAUCAUUAUCAGAUUUAUUAUUUCUAUGUACUCUUCCAAUACUUGUGAACAGCUACUCCAGAGAUCAAUGGGCAAAGGAGACCAUCUUGUGCCACAGCAACAGAUUCCUUCUGCAUGCAAACCUGUACAGCAGCAUCCUUUUCCUCACCGUUAUCAGUAUUGACCGAUACAUGCUCAUAAAAUAUCCUUUCAGAGAACAUUUUCUACAGAAGAGGAGAACGGCCCUUAUCGUGUCUGUUGCCAUAUGGAUUGGCGUGAUACUGGAGCUGCUGCCGUUGAUGUAUUUCCUGGACCCUAUAGUGCCUGCCUAUGAGUACAAGUGUCUUGAUUAUGCAAGCUCUGGAGAUCCUGUGAAAAGCCUCAUCUAUAGCAUGUUCCUGACUGUCUUUGGGUUCCUCAUUCCUCUUGUGAUCAUGUGCUGCUUCUAUGUGAAGAUGGUUCUUUUCCUUAAAACCAGGAGCGAGCAACUCAGUUCUCUCCUGACACUUGAAAAACCCCUUGCUUUAGUCAUCCUCGCAGUGGUUACCUUCUCAUUGCUCUUUACUCCCUAUCACAUAAUGCGCAAUGUCCGACUUGCUUCCCGAAUACCAGCCUUGAAUGUCUCUGUGUGCACACAGGGCAUCAUCAACACCAUUUACAUCAUCACGAGACCCAUCGCGUUUUUGAAUAGCGCCAUUAAUCCUGUUUUUUAUUUCUUAAUGGGUGACCACUUCAGAGAGAUGCUGAUGGCAAAAACAAGGCAGCUCUUGAGCAGGUUGACAACCACUCGCAAAUGAACGAAUAAGGAGUCCUCUUGUAGUGGGAGACGGGGGCAGGAAACUCUCUUAGGGAAAGCGUUCACCAAUGUACAGUGCCAUUUUUUGUAGAUAACUUUAUUUAUGCUAUAGAAUAUGCGUAAGCUGAUUGUGUUCUUCUAAAAGCACUUGUUACCUUAUUUUACAAGAGACCUCCUUCUGCUAAUCUAAGUCCAGCAAACCAGAAGUGAUGUUCUCUCACAACAGUACAGCAGGAAACCCUAUCACCUAUUAAUAUUGUAAAUAAAAGAUCACCAUGGUAGUUCUUAGAGGGAAACUAUGCUGCUCUCAGACAGCUUCUUUGUGAGCCGUAACUUGAUGCUGGACUGGACCUAGGCUUGGGUAAAAUGUGCCAGGGGCACUAAUUCACAUGGUCAACACAGUCUGGGGAUCAAAGUCGAGUCUUCUUUAUAUAAGCAUUUGCAAACUCUGUGUCUCCUGGGAGGUUUACCUUUCAGAAUAAAUAGCUGGGACAAUUUCCAUUUCCAGCUAAUUUGGCGAGGGUUGGCAUCUCGGAUGUGGCAAAAAAGGAAGGUAUGCAAACAGCUGGGUGGAACGCUUUGUCAGCAUCGCGGGAGGGAGGCAGUGGCGAGGUUGCUGUUUUUGUUUGUAGCAAGUGCAAGGAGUGCAGGAAGCUGAAACGUUUGGCUGCUGGUCUUACAAGCAUUUCAUGGAAGCACUGAGACAGCGAAGGCGUGUGUGUGUGCAGGCAGGUUCUUUCAACCUGAUAUUAAAGCUGGAUUCAGCUUGCAGAAGUAAAAAUAAGAAAAUCUAUUGGUUUAGUUCUUAACUGAGAUUUGCCUUUGUACAUCACUGGGACAGCUAUGCGGGCUCAUACUGGCAUACUCGCAGUCGCUUUUCAAAGUGUACAGAUUUACUUAACUUUAAUGUAAUUAUCUAUAAAUGCGAGUAGAAUGUAGAGCUUGAAGCAGAAUUUGGACCUCACGGUUUGAACUUCAUUAACAGUUCCGAUAAUGAAACAGGAGCUAACGAGGAGCCAGUUCUCUGCCUAACAUCCCUGCAGAAUUGUUGCUGCAGCAGAACUUACUCUCCAACCGACUGACCUGACUUCAAAUACAAAGGGUGACGAGAUCGGUGAAGUAAGAUGCUCGUACCAGCCGGGGCUCGGGAAGGACCUGCUGAGAGCGCCGGGACGUGCCGGGCAGAACGUGGGCAGCAGCGUGGGCAGGGUGCGGGCAGCCGCCCCCUCUGCCUGCGUUCCGGCAGGCGAUGGAGGAGCCCCCAGCGAAGCAGGAGGCAGGCGCUGCCCGGGGGCUCGCUGCUCCCCGAGGGCUGGAGAAAAGGUCGCCCGUUGUCGUGCCUCGUCAGAGACAACUUCAGUUCUACUUUCUGACGUGUUGGUCAUCUGCAGUACGCUUAGCUGUUUCACUGA
Molecule: messenger RNA, 2577 nt
Organism: Harpia harpyja (harpy eagle)
Lineage: Eukaryota; Metazoa; Chordata; Aves; Accipitriformes; Accipitridae
Gene: SUCNR1
Product: succinate receptor 1
Exons: 2
Coding region: 126-1166 (346 amino acids)
Biological process (GO): G protein-coupled receptor signaling pathway
Cellular component (GO): plasma membrane
Molecular function (GO): G protein-coupled receptor activity
Source: RefSeq, a predicted model, not a curated record